Molecule: messenger RNA, 549 nt
Organism: Tetrahymena thermophila SB210
Lineage: Eukaryota; Ciliophora; Oligohymenophorea; Hymenostomatida; Tetrahymenidae
Product: centrin, EF-hand protein
Exons: 2
Molecular function (GO): calcium ion binding; enzyme regulator activity
Source: RefSeq, a predicted model, not a curated record
AUGACUGAUAAUUAAUCUGUUAAGAGUCAUUAAGAAGAUGACUAAAAUGGUAAAGUAGUACCUAAACCUAAAAUAAAGCAAAAGAAAAAAAGAACAAAGUUAACAUAAGAAUAAAUAGAUGUAUUAAAGCAAGCUUUUGAUCUAUUCGAUACAGAUGGUUCAGGAGCUAUUGAUGAGAAAGAAUUAAAAGAUGCAAUGAAAGCUUUAGGUUUUGAAUCAAAAAAAGAAGAAGUAAAAGCCCUUAUUGAGUAGGUUGAUAAAGAUGGUUCUGGUAUGAUAGAAUUUGAAGAAUUUUUGGUUAUGAUGAAAAAGAAAAUGUUGGAAGAUAAAAAUGUAGAAGAAGAAAUCGAAAAAGCCUUUAACUUUUUUGAUGACAACAACGAGGGUUUUAUAGAUUUAGAUAAAUUAAAGAAGGUAGCUGCUGAUUUAGGUGAAGAAGUUGACGAUAAAAUUUUAAAAGAAAUGAUUUUUGCUGCUGAUUUGGAUGAUGAUUAGAGAGUAUCUAAAGAUGAGUUCAUGAGAGUAAUGCGUAAAAUGAAGCUAAUUUGA